AUGUCUGGUGAUCUGAAGAUAGUGAGGGGACAGAUGAGGACAAUGUCUCAACACAUCGAUUCGGCCGCUUAUGAGUCCAGAGAUGUCAGGAAUAUAGACAUGAAUAUCAUAUCAGAGAUGGAGUUCUAUAAGAAUAAAGUAAUUCUAUUGGAAAGGGAUUUGCAGUCAGUGUUGGACGAGAAGGAAGAGUUGAUUCUCAACAGAGACUCCUAUAAACUCAAAGUCGAUAGACUUAACGAACAGCUCAACGGUUUGAUGAGAAGCGGUUACAGCACUGGCGGCGAUACCGCCGAAGACAACCGAAUCGUUGACAUCGACUCACUUUUUAUGGAGAAUCGGUUCCUCAAAGAGAAGAUCAAGACGUUUGAAGACGAGAAGAAAUUGAUUUCUUUGCGAUUAAACAAAUACAAAGAGAUUCUCGAGAAGAAGAGAUCGCAAUCACCCAAACCGGCGCUCUCGUCGGCCAAGACUACUAUGGCGUCCAUUCAACUCACGGCCGGCAAUGUUAUUACCGCCCGACAGGUCGAGGAACUUAUCGCCACCGAUGCGCUCAAUAACAUGGAAGUGACGGCUAAUAAUUUGUCUCAAUUAAGAAAUCUUGUGAUCGCACUCUUCGACGGACUUCAAGACAAAAGUAUAUCUCUUUCGCACUCAAAGAAAACAAAUAAAGUUUUGGGUAAAAGACUGGAAGAGUUGGAGAAUCAGUUGAGAAGCGUCCGAAACAAAGACAAACUGCCGAUCGUUAAGGCGGAGAGUCUGGAGAGCAAUACGAGCAGCAAUACAAACACCACAUCCAAUGUGGAAGACGUGGUCACUCCCGAUGACGAGCUCGUGGACGACGAGGACGAGGGCGACGGUCCCGAUGAGGACGAGUUGCCCCCAGAGUUGGACCGACUCGUCAAAGAUGCCAUUCAUGAGCUCAAAAUUAGGGAUUUAGACGAACCAAACGGCCAAACAAUGUCGUCGACCGACACUAUUAAUACUGUUAUUACGAAUUAUUAAGUUUGGUUUUCUGACCAUAUUUUUAUUAUUAUUUGUUUCAAAGUUUAUUGAUUUGAAGACCAUUUAAAAGUAAAACUCCAUAACAUUAUAAUUAAAAUUAUUUUUAAAUUUGAACUUUAUUUUAUAUGAUAGUUAUACAUGUAUAAUGUUUACAACACUGUAC
Molecule: messenger RNA, 1165 nt
Organism: Medioppia subpectinata
Lineage: Eukaryota; Metazoa; Arthropoda; Arachnida; Sarcoptiformes; Oppiidae
Source: the annotation of a GenBank genome assembly